AUAGAAACGAAUUCAAUCCGAAAUGAAUUGUGAUGGCACAAUCAAUAACUGAUGAUAGAUGAGACACCUUUUAUAAGAGCUACUUUUGCUAUUAAGAAAUUAUCUUCAACAAAGGUUCCAAGCUUAUGGCUUCAUCAAGAUCGUUGAACGGUGGAUCACUUCCAUUUUCAUCACAAAGACUCUUAGCCUUAGCUCAACAGCUCAGUCAUUACAAGCCUCCACCUUGUUCCUUGGACGACGGCGAGGAGCAGGAGCGAAUCAUCGAGAAAACCGUCGGAAAAGUUGUUUCACAAGUGGGUGUUCAAGAAUCAGUGACCCCAAUUGCCCAAAACCCUGAAAAUUUUAAACCCAAAAGAGCUGCUGUUUUGAUCUGUCUCUUUGAAGGAGAUGCUGGGGAUUUGCGUGUUAUAUUGACCAAAAGAUCUUCGAGAUUGACUACUCAUUCUGGGGAAGUUUCAUUGCCAGGUGGGAAAGCAGAGGAGGGUGACAAAGAUGAUAUCGAAACAGCCACUCGAGAGGCUAAAGAAGAGAUCGGGUUGGACCCUUCACUUGUGAAUAUCGUAACGGUUCUCGAACCAUUUUUGUCCAAGCAUCUCCUCAGAGUAGUUCCGGUCAUUGGCAUACUUACCGACAAAAAGGCAUUCAAGCCAACACCAAACCCCGCAGAAGUCGACGAAGUAUUCGAUGCUCCCCUAGAAAUAUUCAUUAAGGACAAAAACCGAACCGAGGAAGAAAGAGAAUGGAUGGGGGAGAAGUAUUUGCUUCACUUCUUUGAGUAUGAAACUGAGAAGGAAAAAAGGAAGUAUAUAAUAUGGGGUUUAACUGCUGGGGUUCUGAUAAGAGCUGCUUCAUUAGUUUACCAGCAACCUCCUGCUUUUUUGGAACAAAAUCCCAAGUUCAAGUUCCCUAAAAUCGUUGACAGAAAUACCGUCAUGCGGUAAAUGAAAGUAUGAGAAGUCAGUUGAAUCACAAGUGAAGUGACAAAAGAUAUAUGUUCGAGUUUUUAAUUGAUAUUAGUCUCGAGAUCGAUUUCUAGAUGAUCUUAAAUGAAAGUACGAGGAGUCGGUAGAAUCAUAAGUGAAAUGACAAAAGAUAUAUAUUCGAGUUUUUAGUUGACAUUAAUCUCGAGAUUGAUCUCUAGACGAUCAUUUGGACUCGGGUCCAAGGGGUUGUGUAGGAAGAGAAAGGAAACAAAACAUAAUAGAUAGAUAAAAUUAGGAAAAGGAAGUAAUUUAUUAUAAUAUAUAUUUUUAACUUAUAGCACUGAAAUAAAAUAAUUUAUUAUGAGAAAGGUGAAAAUAUUAUUUUUAA
This is a messenger RNA of Gossypium raimondii (Peruvian cotton), 1311 nucleotides long. RefSeq names its product nudix hydrolase 15, mitochondrial. NCBI's taxonomy places the organism in Eukaryota, Viridiplantae, Streptophyta, Magnoliopsida, Malvales, Malvaceae. Gene Ontology annotation, biological process: coenzyme A catabolic process. The coding region runs from base 126 to 941 and encodes 271 amino acids. The record is from RefSeq and is a predicted model, not a curated record. The transcript is spliced from 4 exons. Gene Ontology annotation, molecular function: acetyl-CoA hydrolase activity; coenzyme A diphosphatase activity.